Messenger RNA from Oldenlandia corymbosa var. corymbosa, 1371 nucleotides. Lineage: Eukaryota; Viridiplantae; Streptophyta; Magnoliopsida; Gentianales; Rubiaceae. The record is from the annotation of a GenBank genome assembly.
AUGAACGGCGGCGAUGUAGUAUCUCUGUACGAGGAAGAUGGGUUCUCAGCGGCCAAAUUAUUCUCCCAGGGAUACUCCUACACAUACGAUGACGUCAUAUUCCUCCCUCACUACAUCGACUUCCCGACCGACGCCGUCUCUCUGACCACCAAACUCACCAAGAACAUCUCCCUCUCCAUCCCCUGCGUCUCUUCCCCCAUGGACACCGUCACCGAGUCCUCCAUGGCCGCCGCCAUGGCCUCCCUUGGUGGCAUAGGCAUCAUUCACUCCAACAACACCCCUUCUCAGCAGGCUUCCCUCCUCCGCGCCGCCAAAUCCCACCGCUUCCCUUUCACCUCCGACCUCGUUUUCCUCUCCCCCUUCGACUCCGUCACCUCCGCCGACCAGUUCGGCUCUUCCCCCUGCAUUUUCGUUACCGAAUCCGGGUCGCCCCAAUCCAAGCUAUUCGGGUUGGUCUCCCUCUCAACUUGGGAAAGCCUAACUCCCGACGACAGAGAAUCCCGCCGGGUUUCUGAUUACAUGAUGAGAAUCCCCGGCGGGCCCAUUAAGACGCUUCCUAACGGGUCUAGUUUGGAGGAUAUUGCCUCCUUUCUGGCCGCUGAAAACCUCGAAUUCGCCCCCUUAGUGGCGGAGGACGGCGAGGAGAUUGUGAACGUAGUAUCCGCUUCCCGGGCUAAUAGUAUACUCAAUGAAUUUCCGAAAAUGCAGGGAGUGGUCCCAUCUGUCGGCCCGGACGGGAAGUUCUUGGUCGGGGCCAGCAUCGGGACGAGGGAAUCCGACAAGGAGAGGCUGGCGGAGCUGGUGAAAGGCGGCGUGAACGUGGUGGUUGUGGAUAGUUCUCAGGGGAAUUCUAUUUACCAGCUGGAUAUGAUUAAACAUGCCAAGAGGACUUAUCCGGGUGUGGAUAUUAUUGGUGGGAAUGUGGUGACAAUGGCCCAAGCUCGGAACUUGAUUCAGGCUGGUGUUGAUGGGCUCAGGGUUGGGAUGGGCUCUGGUUCCAUUUGCACCACCCAGGAGGUGUGUGCCGUCGGCCGUGGACAGAAUGGGGUUCGCGUCAAGAAAUAUAGGGGGAUGGGAUCCCUGGAAGCAAUGACAAAAGGCAGUGAUGCAAGAUACUUGGGGGAUACUUCUAAACUGAAGAUAGCACAGGGUGUGGUAGGAGCAGUUGCUGACAAAGGUUCAGUUCUGAAGUUCGUACCCUACACCAUGCAAGCAUUGAAGCAGGGUUUCCAGGACCUCGGCGCUUCAUCCCUACAUUCGGCGCAUGAAUUAUUGAGAUCCGGCGUACUAAGGCUUGAGGUUCGAACUGGAGCAGCACAAGUUGAAGGUGGAGUUCACGGCCUGGUGUCCUACGAAAAGAAACCAUAUUGA